Lactuca saligna is the source of this 1065-nucleotide messenger RNA. Lineage: Eukaryota; Viridiplantae; Streptophyta; Magnoliopsida; Asterales; Asteraceae. The record is from the annotation of a GenBank genome assembly.
AUGCUACAUGCGAGGGGAAUCUCAGUCAAUAAUCCCAUAUGCUCCCUCUGUGAGAAAGAACCAAAAAUUGUUGAUCAUUUACUUUCUAAUUGUGAGUUCACUCAUACAGUAAGGGAAUGGGUUUUUAAGUGGAUAGGAAUAAGCCUUAUGCAGUUCAACAAUGUCACAACUUUCCUGGAUCAAGCUGCUUCAUGGGGGAAUUUCCCUAGGAAAAACAGAUCAUCAACUCCAUCUUCUACGGUUUACUUUAGAAUGUUUGUCUCGGAAGAAGGAUACGAAGGAAGGGGUUCGGUGUGGCUAGGGGUUUCGAAGGGAAGGAGGCCAGAAAAGAGUUCAGACAAGAAGCACGAUGUCGUAGGUGGUUCGGUGGCAUCUUCUUUGACGGGAGAAGAAGAGAUGUGCGAGAGAACUCGACUUGAGUUUAUCAUUUACGAAGGGUUUAGGAGGAUUUAUGGGGGAGUAGCAGCAGCCGCACAGGUGGUGAUGGUGGUGCUUUGGAACAACAAUGGGGGCGUCAGGAGGCCACUCUCGUGGUCUUCUGAUGCCCUGUUCUUGCUUCCUUCGACUGUAUUCAAUGAAGGGAGUGUGGAGAAGUGCUUAUGUAUUAUGAUAAGCAAUCAAGGUACUAAAAAUGCUGAGAAUGUUGGUAUCAAUGUCACUAAGGCCCAAGAAUUACUAGCAAGAUCUGGUCAACAUGUCAACCCGAUCUCAUGCAUCACCUCCACCUCUAAGACUACUCCAGGUACAAGUGAUUCCCAAAGCUUAGGAAAUUCCAUGGUCUACUUAUUGUACCCGUUGAUGCUAAUCGCAGCUGAGGUGGCGUUGGGCAGUAGGAGGUUGCUUUGGUGGCCUUCUGCUUCUUCUUUCUUGCUUAAAAUUGCUAGUGAAAACAAAUGGGAUGAGGAAGAGAGCUAUGGUGAUCGAAAACAACAGCAACAAAGGGUUGGGGAUGUGCUCUCCGGUGGUAGCAGCGAAGGGUGGGGUUGUGGCAGUUUGGUGGCAGCAAAGUGGAUGCCACCUCUUCCUUCCUUUUUCUGGGCAGAAAUAAAUGAGAGGGAGAUGUGA